AUGAACAGUUCGGAGACAAUAGCUGUGCAUCACAUCAUAUGGAUCAAAGCUGCAACUAUUUUCAGUUAUGGCAAUGAGCUUCCCCUAAAUGACACACAGCCAUAUCGAUUGACCGAGGUGCUGACUGGAUCUUUCCAUUUUGUGGAGAAGUGGGAGCUGCUUGCCGACGUGGAGUUCCAUGAGCAGUUCGAUUUCCCCAAUAACGCCCACGUCAAGACUGUUACGAUCACGAUGGAAGUCUUCUGCUCGGUAAAUCCACACAUUUCGAAAGCGAGCAAUAAUCUGUUUUUCUCAACCACAAAUGUAGUUCUAUAUGCCACCAGAAACCCAUGCAAACCGUACAACACAUUGAAAGGUCGAGGUGUACCGAUGCUCCCGAAUGACAUGGUUUUGUUCAAUCGGUCCUAUUUGUACGUGGACGACAAACUGAUUUUCGGCUAUUUGUGGGAGCCAUCACAUCAGUGGAGCAAAUAUGCUAUGAAGUGA
This is a messenger RNA of Echinostoma caproni, 486 nucleotides long. NCBI's taxonomy places the organism in Eukaryota, Metazoa, Platyhelminthes, Trematoda, Plagiorchiida, Echinostomatidae. The record is from the annotation of a GenBank genome assembly.